AAAACCAAGACCUGGGGCUGGGGGCGUGGCCGCGGCGGCUGCGAGACCUGAGGGGCUGGAAGCCGCCGUGGCCCCAUGUGGGUUCUUUGUAAACCCCUGUAAUGCCCGGUCCCUAGUCACAGGCCCAUGGAGCCCACGAGAGACUAUCCGUUGUUCGGGGGCGCCUUCUCUGCCGUCCUCCCUCCAGGGGCCAUUGACGUGAGCGACCUCCGACCGGUCCCGGACAACCAAGAAGUCUUCUGCCAUCCCGUGACCGACCAGAGCCUCAUCGUAGAACUUCUGGAGCUCCAGGCCCACGUGUGCGGCGAGGCGGCUGCGCGGUACCACUUCGAAGAUGUUGGUGGGGUGCAGGGGGCUAGGUCCCAGCAGGUGGAGUCUGUGCAGUCCCUCGGUUCUGAGAACCUGGCCCUGCGGAGCUGCUGUCCUGAAGCCUGGGUGCUCUCAGGCAAGCAGCAGGUGGCUAAGGAAAACCAGCAGGUAGCAAAGGAUGUGGCAGUGCAUCAGGCCUUGCUGCGGCUGCCCCAGUAUGAGACUGAUGUGUUGCUCACCUUCAAUCAGCCCCCCACUUCUGACAACAGGUCCUCUCUUAGCCCUGGAAAUGUGUCCCCUCCACCCUGGAGCCUGGGUGACUUUGAACAGCUGGUAACCAGUCUGAACCUUCAUGAUCCCACCAUCUUCGGGCCCCAGUAAAGAUAUUGAAGUACUUGUGUGAGGUUGCUGGGGACUUGGGGACUCCAUUCAGCGAGAUCAAAAAGAAAAGAGGUUGAAUAUCUGGGUUUCCUCAUCUUGCUCCCCUGUGCGUAAACACAAGACAUCUCCUCCUCUCUGCAGAAAUAAACUUGCUUUAUAA
Ochotona curzoniae (black-lipped pika) is the source of this 850-nucleotide messenger RNA. RefSeq names its product RAN guanine nucleotide release factor (gene RANGRF). Gene Ontology annotation, biological process: regulation of sodium ion transmembrane transporter activity; regulation of membrane depolarization; heart contraction. Gene Ontology annotation, molecular function: transmembrane transporter binding; sodium channel regulator activity; guanyl-nucleotide exchange factor activity. The transcript has 5 exons. Bases 127 to 690 code for a protein of 187 amino acids. Gene Ontology annotation, cellular component: nucleus. NCBI's taxonomy places the organism in Eukaryota, Metazoa, Chordata, Mammalia, Lagomorpha, Ochotonidae. The record is from RefSeq and is a predicted model, not a curated record.